ACAUCAGAAACCUCUCCCUCAAACUCCUCAUCUCUUCUCCUGCCAAAAUGUCCAGCAACUGCUGCUCUGGAAACUUCUCCUCCAGAUCCCUUGGGAGCUGCCAGCGCUACUCAGCAUCUGUCUGUGGCUCCUCUUACCCCAGCAACCUGGUCUACCGCACCGACGCCUGCUCCCCAAGCCCCUGCCACCUGGGAUCCUCUCUCCACACUGGCUGUGGGGAAACCAUCUGCAAGCCCACCAGGUGCCAGGUCCCCUGCGUGGUGCCCGUCUCCUGCCAACCCUCCUGCUACCGACCCGCGACCUCCAUCCUCUGCACACCUUGCCAGUCAUCCUGCUCCCGCCCCAGGCCCUCCACCCUCUGCAGCCCCUGCGGGUCCCCCUACUAUGCAGGGGCUCGGGGCUGGAGCUCCAGCAGCAGCUGCUCCCUGGGUUAUGGGGCUGGAAGUCGCUACACCGUGAGCUGCGCCCCCAGCGCCUUCACACCCCUGGCUUGCGGGGCCAGUGGCUUCCCUUCUCUGACCUAUGGCUCUGUGUUCUGCCGCCCUUCCUACCUGACUUCUCUGCCCUGCCAGUCUUCUUGUUAUAGACCAAUCUUUGGGUCUAACUGCUAA
Molecule: messenger RNA, 611 nt
Organism: Sorex fumeus (smoky shrew)
Lineage: Eukaryota; Metazoa; Chordata; Mammalia; Eulipotyphla; Soricidae
Product: keratin-associated protein 13-1-like
Exons: 1
Coding region: 48-611 (187 amino acids)
Source: RefSeq, a predicted model, not a curated record